CGCUGACUAACUGAAGCUAUUGAGCACGGAGAGAAAACAUCAAAAACAAGAAAUAGCCCCCUCCUUCAGCGCGUGUCACAAUCGCAAGCAGGACUCGACCAGGAUAACGCUUGUGAAGGGCGACGACUCCAGUUAGCUAGCUAGGUACUCCCUAAACAUAGCUAACCAGCUUUAUUCUAUAGUAACCUAGAAUUAGGUAACACUUGCUAACCAUUAAGAAAGCUAAUGUUGCUAAUAUUACUGUUUAGCUAACUGGCUAACGGUACUUUUUAGCUUGCUUAUCAGCUAGCCAGCUCAGCUCCUACUAGCUAGUGAGCUAGCGGAUUGAAACGCGGGUUUGACGGUUCAGUUUAUAUUACAAAAUACAGCAGGCUUGCUAACUGCAUUAGAAAGUUAUAAGAGCGGUUGACAGAUUUUAAUUUCGUUACAUUUUUCAAGCUCACUUAUCUAACGCUAGAUACAAUCCAGACUGAGCUGGACUCCGUUCCAUAAGCUAAUGUUAGCGAGUGCGAGCUAGAUGGUGGCUAAAUUCACAUAGCGUGCUAGCUGAUUUGACUUGCGGGAGUGGACUGUCUGCAUAUUAAUUUCUAAUUAACUUGCUAACAUGUGCAUGCUUGGAGUAAUUGUGGUUGGGUUCCAAAGAUGUUAUCAUCAACUAGAUAGCCAUAUGCUAUGCUUUUAAACUUCAUUGAGUGUAGAGGUAAGUUAAGCGUGGUUAGGCACUAACAACAGCAACAUAGUGCCAGCGAAUCGAAUUCGCAGCACAGGACUUUAGCUAGCACUAGCUGUAUGGUUUGUUUGGACUUCAGUGUUCUUUGAUACCCCAGUAAAUAAGCUAGUCCCUCUAUUCGCCCCCCUUCGGGUUCAACUGUUCAACUGAAGACCCAAGGCCAAGAUUGAUAAACCGGAGGCAGGAUCUCUGAGCGGCGCGGGCGCCCAGCGUGUGGGGAUUGAUUGGCUGGUGGGUGUGGCCGGCGGGCUGGCUCCUCCCCCUCCGGGCGGCAGCGUGCGCUCCCAGCCGGCCCCCUGCGCCCCGCGCUCGCCCGGCCUGCGCCCCCGCGCCCAUGCCCCCAGCGCCGCGCGGCCCUCCAACGCCAUGUGCCUCCCGCCCGCCAUGGAGCCGGGCAGCCACGGCCGGGGCCGCGGGGAGGGCGGCGUGCCCCUGGAGCCCUUCGUGCACCAGGUGGGCGGGCACACCAGCAUGAUGCGCUACGACGACCACACGGUCUGCAAGCCCCUGAUCGCCCGCGAGCAGCGCUUCUACGAGUCGCUCCCGCCCGAGAUGAAGGAGUUCUCCCCCGAGUACAAAGGCGUGGUGCUGGUGUGUUUCGAGGGGGACAUGGACGGCUACAUUAACCUGGUGGCGUACCCGUACGUGGAGAGCGAGGGGCUGGACCACGAGGACCUGCCUGAGAGGGACCAACCGCGACGCAAACACUCCCGCCGCAGUCUGCACCGCUCCAGCAGCGACCACAAGGAGGAGCGGCCCGCCCACGAGAGCGACAGCAGCGAGAACCUGCAGGAGCUGAAGAGCCCGCGGCUGGACCUGCAGAUCCACUCGGAGGUGCCCUUCCAGAUGCUGGACGGGAACAGCGGCCUGACCUCGGAGAAGAUCAGCCACAACCCCUGGAGCCUGCGCUGCCACAAGCAGCAGCUGAGCCGCAUGCGGUCUGAGUCCAAGGACAGGAAGCUCUACAAGUUCCUGCUCCUGGAGAACGUGGUGCACCACUUCAGCUACCCGUGCAUCCUGGACCUGAAGAUGGGCACGCGGCAGCACGGCGACGACGCCUCCGAGGAGAAGGCCGCGCGCCAGAUGAAGAAGUGCGAGCAGAGCACGUCCGCCACGCUGGGGGUGCGCGUCUGCGGCAUGCAGGUGUACCAGAUGGACACGGGCCACUACCUGUGCAGGAACAAGUACUACGGCCGGGGGCUGUCCAUCGAGGGCUUCCGGGCGGCGCUGUACCAGUUCAUGCACAACGGGGCGCAGCUGCGCAGGGACCUGUUCCAUCCCAUGCUGGGGAAGCUGCGCAGCCUGAAAGCCGUGCUGGAGAGGCAGGCCUCGUACCGCUUCUACUCCAGCUCCCUGCUCAUCAUCUACGAGGGCAAGGAGCCGGGCCCCGAGGGGCCCCCCGAGAGGGAGCCCGCGCAGGGGCCCGCGGAGGGGCCCGCCCACCCGCCUGCCCCCCUGCCUGCCGCGGACCGCGCGCAGGAGCUCCCCCCGCCCCCCUCGGAGCCCCGCGGAGUCGCACCGCCCCCGCACCCGCCCCCCAGCGUGGACGUGCGCAUGAUCGACUUCGCCCACAGCACCUUCAAAGGUUUCCGCGACGACCAGACUGUGCAUGACGGGCCUGACAGGGGCUACAUCUUUGGACUGGAGAGCCUCAUCAAGAUCCUGGAGGGCAUCCGGGACGAGCUCCCGUAGCUAAAUAAAGAAAAGGGAAUAAAAGCAAGCCCCGCCCCCCUCCACCCCCAACCCCACCUUUGACACUGAGAUAAUAUAAUUAAAUAAAAAUGCAAAACAAAUCUAAAAACAUGGUGACAUUUCCCAGAAUGAAUGAAAAGCACAUUCAUAGGCAAAGAAACUAAGGAAUGACUGCUUUUGUAGCGAUGAUGGAGAUGGACGCUCAAGGUUUUAGAAACCCUUUGAUCUCCUCAUUGAUUGGCACCUAGGAAAAAGGUGGCAACUUGUGGCAGGGUCUACAGCCCCACUGUCUGGACAGACACAGCUGCUCCCCCCCAAUAACCCCCCUCAUCCGGCAGCAUAGAAGGACGUGUCUGCCUUGUGUGUUCAUUGCCACCAUGUGGCCACUUCUGGUAUUGCAUCAAGGCACGGGUCAGAAAUAAUAAAACGCAGCUGAAGCUCAGGGCAAGUCCAGGGUCAGGCCCUGUCUUAACACUGUGGGGUUGGUAUGGGGGAGUGUGUGUGUGUGUGUGUGUGUGUGUGUGUGUGUGUGUGUGAGAGAGAGCGUGCACGUGUGUGUGUGUGUGUGUGUGUGUGUGAGCAUGCGUGUGUGUUUGUUUGUGUCUGUGCCUGUUAUUGUGCACAUGAGGGGGGUGUUGUUUUGGGGUGGGGUGACACCCCCACAAAACCUCUUCUCAGCAACAGUAUUCCCAUUGUGGUUUAAAAGGGGAGUUGAAAGCUUUACUCUAAAGGGAGCUGGAUGCUGGACAGUCAAACAGUUAUCUUAAUGGGAAGGAAAAAGCUGAACCCCCCCCCCCCUUUACUACCCAGUUUUAAAUACUACAGCUUUACUGUAUGGAAAUUCUAUAUAUAACAGGUCACAUUCUUAUGAUUUUGUAAGCUACUUCUUGUCAUCUUAUUCACUUCCACUACCAUCUUUCAUUUAUCGUAGUAUCUUAGUUUCCAUAUAUUUAGCAUACUCUAGCUUUUAGACUCCAUCCACCAGGUAACAUAGUUCAGCCAGUCCCAGGCUGGGCUGUGGGACGGAUGAUUUUUUAAUUUAUUUUUAUUUUAUUUUAUUUUAAUGUUUUUUUCCCCCCUGACCCAUUGGUGUUAUUGCAUUACAAAGCGUUUCUUGAAAGGAAAAAUAUAUUUACAAGUCCUACCUUGUAAUUUGCACCGUAGUGGCUGGAUCAGCAAGCAUGAGUCUUCUUUUUCUGUUAAAUGUAUUAUUAUUAUUAUUAUUAUUAUUAUUAUGCUUUUGGGUUAAAAGGGUGGAGAAAAUAGAUAUAUUUGUACAAUGAAACCUUUCCUCCAUCAGCACAUGUAGCAAAAAACGAAAGAAAAAAGAGAACCUUACUUGACCCAUCCUCUCUGUUUGUCUGUCCGUCAGCCCCACUGUGGCUAGGUUAGGAUGUUCUCUGUUUAGAUGGAACAAUUUUGCACUGUAGCCAGAGCGCCUUUGGUGAAUGUGGAUUCUUUCUCCCUCUGUCUCUCUCUGUCUGUUCUUUCCCCUCCUCUGGCACACUGUAGACCUUCAGGCGCUCAAAAUCAACACUCCGAAUCUGUGUGUGUGUAUGUGUGUGUGCCGAGCUUUGCCUUUUGUCCUCACAAGCGUAUGUUCAGCAGAGAUGCCCCGGUCAUUGCCAUUCUUCUGGAGUGUUUGACAAACUUCUCACUUGUAUUAAGGGGAAGAACUCCCUGCUACCGUCCAGUGUUUCCCCCAUGUUCUUCACAGUAGGCGUAGCGAAGCCUCACCCCCAAAUCCAGCCGGCCACUCUCCCCGGGUCUCUGUGGUUACCGUGUCGAGUGGCGGGAGAGGUCUCCGGUAAAUGCUCACGACCUCACUUCCUCUCUGACAGCAGAGGUGCUACCGGGGGCCGAACCAUGUAUUUCAAAUGUACGUUAUGUCAACGGUUCCUCUCAUAGUCAAUAGCAAGACGAUUAUGGCUUUCUUUCACCAGAGUAAAAUUCAGCAUUACCAGGCUGCUUGGCAGAGCACUUAGUGGACUGACAGUGUUCAAAUAAUCUUGUGUUCCUUCUCUGAGGAAGUCUGUACUGAAAUUAAGGAAAAAGAAUAUUGUUUUAAUGCAUUCGUUAUGAGAUAUAGUUACGUAUUAAGUCUAUGCCCUGAUACUUAGAAUCAUCCACAGUAAAUGUCCACGUGCAAAAUUGUAUAUAUAUAUUUGAAUUUGACUUAUUUUUAACAUUUUUAAAAAGGCGCUCGCCUUUUGAGGGUUUUCUAUAACAAAGUGCCGCUCAGUUCAGUUCGCAAUAAAACUGAAACCCAGUGAUGUGCCAGAGAAAGGUGGGAACUAUCACUUGCAAGGGAAGAAGAAAAAAAUCUAUAGUCCGCGAGAAGAGGUUUGAACUAAGUCAUAAUGGCCUCCUUUGUGGUGGAUGUUAUAUGUCGAUCUUUCCAUAGAUGUGAAAAAUUAUUUGUAGAAAAAUAUUACCCAAAAAACUCAAAGUAUAAUUUUCUUUGUCGUUGUUGCAUGGAUGGAUAUUUUUUUAAGAAGAAUUAUAAUAUUACAUCUUUAUGACAACUUUGAAUGUGAGCUAAAAAAAAUACAUUUAUUUAAAAAACCCUG
This is a messenger RNA of Anguilla anguilla (European eel), 4992 nucleotides long. It is a transcript of the gene ip6k1, whose product is annotated as inositol hexakisphosphate kinase 1. The transcript is spliced from 6 exons. The record is from RefSeq and is a predicted model, not a curated record. Gene Ontology annotation, molecular function: inositol hexakisphosphate kinase activity. NCBI's taxonomy places the organism in Eukaryota, Metazoa, Chordata, Actinopteri, Anguilliformes, Anguillidae. Gene Ontology annotation, cellular component: cytoplasm; nucleus. Bases 1097 to 2422 code for a protein of 441 amino acids. Gene Ontology annotation, biological process: phosphatidylinositol phosphate biosynthetic process; inositol phosphate biosynthetic process.